GACGCCGCCUCCGCUCCCGUCGCAGUCGCAGCACAUUCACCCUACCUCACUCGCCCUCCCCACCCUCCCCUCCAGACCCUCACACGGUCACACCACCGGCGCCGCCCGCCCUGUAUGGCCUACUACUCGGGCGGCGGCAAGCUGUCGGCGGUGGACGCCAUCCUGGCGGAGGCGGCGGACCUGGUGGCGCUCGAGCAGGUCGCCAAGCUCAACACGGCCCACCUCGAUGACGACUCCGCGCUUCCGUCCAGCCUCGAGGCCCGCUUCCGCAAGCUCAAGUCCCUCCCCUCGCCCGCCGCAGUGCCGCCCGUCAGCACCCUCGCCCGCAGCGCCACCGCGCCGCGCCCGGCCCCCGCUCUGCCCGGCCCCGAUCCUCCCGCUCCUGCUCCGCCUGUGCAUCACCCGGUCCACGAAGACCCGCCGCCGGGAGACGCGGAGACGAAGGGCGGCGGGUCCUCGCCGCGGCAGGCUCGCGCCCCGGCACCCGCACCCACGGUCCACGCCGACGACGCCAAGGACCUAGAUCAGCUGUUCGGGUCGGCGCCGCGGGGCCGGCCGACACUGCGGGAGCGGAACAGGGGGAGCGACUCCUCCUCCGUCUCCCCCUCGCCGCCGCCGCCGCCGCGCCAGGCGUGCUGCUUCGGCUUCUCCCCCAAGAAGCCCCUGCGGAGGGCGCCGUCGGCCAAGGGCAAGAAGAAGGAGGUCUGCCACGGGUCCCGCGACGUCCUCGGCGUCGACGCCGACGAGUGGGGCGACGAGAACAGGAGGAUCGCCACCGAGCUCAGGGAGCAGCAGCGCCGGCUCAGGAAGGCGCUGGAGGACCAGGUGCAGGUCAGCAGGGAGACCGCCAAGAUGGCGCGCUGGGUCAAGCAGGCGUCCGCGCGCAUGACGCACGCCGAGGCCAUCGACGACCUGCUCAGUGACUGCGAGGACGACCUCAAAUGAGCUCACGCCGACGCUUUGCUCGUCGGUUCUUCCACUGUCUUUGUCUUGUUGGUGAUCACAAGUCUGUCAAAAAUGCUCAUAUGUUUUCAUGAGUGCAUUUGCAUCCAUGCUUUGGUACAAUGCUUAUACAGAAGAAGCAGAGUCACGAAACAAUGCUAUUUCUUUUAUGUC
Molecule: messenger RNA, 1116 nt
Organism: Zea mays
Lineage: Eukaryota; Viridiplantae; Streptophyta; Magnoliopsida; Poales; Poaceae
Exons: 1
Coding region: 115-945 (276 amino acids)
Source: RefSeq, marked predicted